Molecule: messenger RNA, 398 nt
Organism: Engraulis encrasicolus (European anchovy)
Lineage: Eukaryota; Metazoa; Chordata; Actinopteri; Clupeiformes; Engraulidae
Product: serine/threonine-protein kinase Nek3-like
Exons: 4
Coding region: 18-398 (126 amino acids)
Biological process (GO): protein phosphorylation
Molecular function (GO): ATP binding; protein kinase activity
Source: RefSeq, a predicted model, not a curated record
AGAACAUAUUUGUGACAAUGGAGGGUACAGUGAGGCUUGGAGACUUUGGGAUAUCCAAAGAGCUUCCUGGACCAAAGGCGUAUGCAGAAACCAGAGCAGGUACAUUGUUCUACAUGGCACCAGAGGUACUCCUCAGUCGACCAUACAACAUGUCAAGUGACGUGUGGUCUCUGGGUUUGGUGCUCUACAGCCUGUGCAAACUGACCUACACACAAAAAGAUUUCUAUGCAGCACAAACAAAACAAACGGAUCUCGUCAUACCACACAUCUACUCUAAAGAUCUCCAGAAUCUUGUCAAGGAGUUACUGAGGAUGCGGCCAAGAGACCAUCAAUCAACAAUGUUCUUAAAAAACCUUUCUUGGCUCGCCGUGUACCAAAACACCUUCCAAUUGAGGUAA